AACUGCCUCAGUGACCAGGAACGACAGUCGUCUGCUAAUCGAAGAUGGACAUGCAGAAGACUGCGAUGCAAGUAACGGGGUACAUACAGAUGUGUGUAAGGACCAGAACUGCAAUUUAUCAAGACCUCCAUCCCCGUUACCUAAGGACACGGAGAUACGCGUUCACGAACUAGCCAAUGCCUGCGCACCGAUGAAGGAUCCCACCAAGGGUGAGACAAGUCUUAUGCUUAUCUCCUCCGACACAAUUCUACCAGCUGUUCAGUGUGGAGGAGAAGCAGGAGUAAACUCUGGCGAAUCCCCAAUAUUGGCCACAGAAUGGACCAAUUCCUUCAUUCAAUAGAAGGGCAGACAGAUAUUGAAUUAACGGAAAGGAACUGAACCGAAAAUUGCGUAUAUAGUGGCUCGACGCGGCGAUGUACACGUGCCUAUAGCAUGCAGCUGAUAAAGAAGAGAGAUAGAUAUAUAGGAAGUGUGCCAUCAAAGAAAGCUUUUUAAGCAAUGUGACUACUGAGCCUACUAGACAGCUUGGUUUGAUAAAAAUCCUUUUUUUCCGGCUUUAAAGGAUAGGGAGGCUCGUAAAUGGUUGCGGUUAGUCACUAGAGGUUAGUAGGUUUCAGUUGUUUAGUCACUGAUAAAUGAGAGCAGUCACCAACGAGUCCCAUCGUAAUGACUGGGCGUUAAGCGUCACGAGCUUACGGGAGAUAGAGCGAAGCAAGCCUACAUAGGGUACAAGAUCGAAAAGAAUGCAUUGCAUUCCAAGUGAGAUGUCCAAGAUCAUAAGGAAGGAGGGGAAGAAUCGACGAGGAAUCUAGAAGAGAAAAUCGUGAAUGAAAAAGCGUGACGAGAAUUCUCAACUCGAGAUGUUAGAGGGUGCAAAAUCAAUGGGUGCCGGAGCUGCUACAAUUGCUUCAGCGGGAGCUGCUGUCGGUAUUGGAAACGUCCUUAGUUCCUCGAUUCAUUCCGUGGCGCGAAAUCCAUCUUUGGCUAAACAAUUAUUUGGUUAUGCCAUUUUGGGCUUUGCUCUAACCGAAGCUAUUGCAUCGUUUGCCCUAAUGAUGGCAUUUUUGAUCUCAUCCGUAUUCCGAUUUGAUCUCUCUAUGAAUGGAAAAGGGGGGCUUUUGAUCAAUAGAACAAGAAGAGGAAGAAAGACAAAACAAAGAGCAAUGCCUACAUUCCCAGCUAACUUCUCGACGAGUACGAGUAAGAUAAGCAUCCAACUAGUUUACACCCAGAAUGAUUGUUUUUUUGUUUUCUUAGGUCUUUUUUUCAUUUUUUUUUUCUUUUUUUUUAUUUCUCAAUUCUAUCUGAAUUUUAUGCAAGGACAUAAAAGAAAACGGAUUGAUUGGAACGAUGCCUCAACUUCACGCGAGCCAGGGCCCGCCCAGUCCGGUUCUCCGGAAGACGAUGACACCUCUUCAGAGGAUGACUCCUCUUCAGAGGAUGACUCCUCUUCUGUUGAUGACCCCGAAGAAAGGGUACGGCUUCAGAAAGCCAUAAGAAAAAAGAUAGUAGCUCUUCUAAAGAAAUUUUGUUCCACCUAUUGCUCAAAUAUGGGCUUUUGUGGGAAAUAUUGCUCUCGAGGUAGAGCGGAUUUUGAUUUCUUGGGGGCGGCGCAUGAGAUAGCCAAAGAGGAGUUUUUUUAUGAGAAGUCCUCAGCCAAGGUAAAUGUCCUACGUAAACUUUUUGCUUUUCUGAAGAACUAUUCUACCAAUAAGACGUGGACAAAUAAUGACAUGAACGCUCAUUGGCUCCAUGAUGUCAUGCGGCGAACUCCGCCAUCUUCUAAAUAACCAAGGCAAAGGUCAUCUAUUGGCUUUUUUCAGUUUUCCUUCACGGCGAAUGAGAGAUUUUUCUUUUUAUGGCUUUUGAUUGCUCGUUUCAAUUGUUAGAUUUGUUUCUGUUUUGCUUUGUCUGACGAGUAAGAAGGAAGGAGGCUAGUCCCCGAAAAUGCCUCCUUUCUUGAAGGUCUUGAAGUUGGGGUUUAUGGCUCCUUAGUUCAUCUUUUGGUAGAACCAGGCACUUAUGCGGUGGGUUCGACUCCCACAGGAGCGAAGAUUGCUCGUUAUUCCUUUUAGCUGCCCGCUUAGUGAAUUGAUCUCUUGUUUAGCGAAUCGGGAAUAAAAGGCCUGGGUCUCUUUUCUUUAAAUGCUUUCUCCCGCCACCCGGCUCGUGAGUCUAAUUCUGGGGUUCAGGAAUAGGGGAAGAGGGAGUCUAUUGGUAUGGGUCCUAAUCGCUCGUAACGAUCCUUGCGGAUCCCUUCUGUCGUCUCGGUCGUCAUCUAUCCCCUCUAUCGUCUUCGUUCGAAUCGGUCGUCUAUGAUCGUGCCAAAGGGCGGAGCUUUCUUUAAAGCACUAAUUACUGGGUGAGCUGAUACGAGUAGUUACAAAUCGGA
Messenger RNA from Coffea eugenioides, 2392 nucleotides. RefSeq lists its product as uncharacterized. Lineage: Eukaryota; Viridiplantae; Streptophyta; Magnoliopsida; Gentianales; Rubiaceae. The transcript has a single exon. The coding region runs from base 828 to 1790 and encodes 320 amino acids. The record is from RefSeq and is a predicted model, not a curated record. Gene Ontology annotation, biological process: proton transmembrane transport; proton motive force-driven ATP synthesis. Gene Ontology annotation, molecular function: proton transmembrane transporter activity.